UUGGAGGUUUGUGCCUGCCGACUGACUCGCCUCUCCCUUACAGCACUCCCAUCCACGGUAAAGACGAGCUUUUUGCGGAAGGAAAACACUUUUUAUAUACAUGCUGUAGCUGGAGAAUAGACGCAGCUGUGUUCUUUCCGUAUUUUCUCCUGUGCUUUCCUCUCGUCACUGAAUGAAAGAGGGAGGCUGUGAGAGAGAGAGAGAGAGAGAGAGAGAAGGAGAGGGGAGAGACGGUGCAGGUUCUGGGGUGAUCUGUCAAUGUGAUUAGGUAAACGUCGUUGAAGCGCAUGCAUUCACUUGUAUUUCUUUACAAACAGGAGAAGUAGACCUGUCUCUUCUGCACUGCAACGGUCGGUUCCAACUGAGCCACCCAGACUUUGGUGGCUUUACAGGAAAACUGCUAACUUUCUACGUUUAAAAAAUUACUAAAAAGAUCGGAUUGCAUUUUUUCCUUCAAACAUUUUUGAGGUGAUGUCAUCGCGCUCUGUUUUGGCUGGUAUUGUGCCGGAGCUCAGGGAGGACCGCAGCCAGGCAACCAGCGGUUGAAACGGCCGGGGAAGUCCGAGAAAUCAGGUGCAGAGAGCGCCUGUCAUUUCCGUGCUGUCGCGGGUGGCUGGGUCCGCCACCCAGUCACAGCUGUUCCCAUCCUCUCCAACUCCCCCUCCCUCCAUCCCUACCUCUCUCUCUAUCUCCCUCCCCUCCCUUUCAUUCAACUCUCUCCAUCUCCGUCUGAGCUGGACCGCUACGGGCUCUUAUCCACAUUAUUUGACACUGUUGUUCGGUGUCCCCGGGGCCAGAGACUUCGUGACCCAUCGUGGGGUCGCAGCCAUGACCGAGCCCGCCCUGCAGCACCCGGCGCCCGCAGAGGCCCCUUCUUCACGCCGCCCUAGCCUCCAGCCCGUCCAGGUACCCCACCUCCCGCAGCGCCUGGCAUUGCCUCGCAGGGACUAGAGACCUUAGACGUGCUCCAGCCUGCGUCCAGACCACCACUCCUCCUUUUACCAUCCCUCAUUCUGCGCCUCAUCUCUUCAAAUUCGUCUCUAAUGUGGAGUUCUCUCAGAAUAAAGUUAUUGACCUAGUAUACGCUUUAUUGUCGCACUAAAACACCAAUACGAACGUGGAUUACGCAUAAGAUUACCGGGAGAAAACAUCGUCACUAAAUCACAUUGGAGUGAUUUUGACUGACAUUAGUUUCAUUAUUGAUACGUAGCAGGUGAGUCAAUUGGAGUUUAGCCUCUAUGAGUCGUGAACGCGCUUUCACCUGUUCCUCUCCAGCCCGGAGGUGCGCAACUGUUUGAUGACCUAACCUCCCCCCGCGCCCCGCCCCUCCCCGUUGCACCGGCCACCGUGACAGCCAAGCGAGGUAGCCCUCCAGUCAUAGUGGCACGGUCCACCCCCGCCCCACAACCCGCCCUGCCCGCGCCCUCACACCCACGCCGCCGAUGCCAACGGGAGUGUCCGCUGACUCUUUGACCCUCCACUCCGUCCAGCGGAUUAUAAACACACAAGUGAACUCUCCGGACUGUCGGACCGGCUCUGACCGAGCGAGGCGAUUGACUCUGGGCGAAGUUCCUUAGUGGAGGGGGGAAGCGAUGCGGUCCCUUCUCUCCACGCUGGCUGUCUUAUGUAUCCAGAUGUUGCUGGUGAUGUGCAAUCCAUUGCAGCAGGUGUUUGGCGUGGAUGGGGUUAACUUCAGCGUGCACGUGGAGAACCAGACCCGGGUGAGAGACGCUAUGAGCCGGCGGCACCACCGGGUCUACCAGCUCUACAGCCGCACCAGCGGCAAACACGUCCAGGUGCUGGGGAGACGCAUCAGCGCCCGCGGAGACGACGGAGACAAAUAUGCCCAGCUUGUAGUGGAGGCCGACACCUUUGGUAGCCAGGUGAGAAUCCGUGGCAAAGAAACCAACUUCUACCUGUGCAUGAACCGCCGUGGCAAGCUGGUGGGAAAGAAGGCCAGUAAUAAAAGUGAAGACUGCGUGUUUGUGGAGAAGGUUCUAGAGAACCACUACACCGCAUUGAUGUCAUCACGCUACACAGGCUGGUACGUUGGCUUCACCAAGCGGGGGCGACCUCGCCGCGGCCCCCACACGCUGCCCAACCAGCAGGACGUCCACUUCAUGAAGCGCUUCCCGCCCGGGGAGUACCCUGAAACCACGCCCUUCCGCUUCACCACGGUCAACAAGAGGAGCAAGAGGGUCCGUGCCACCGGGCCCCGCUAGCAGCUAACGCCAAUGGCUACCCUCCAUCCACUGCCACCUGUACCUGCUUAUUCAGUAAUCGCUAACGGGAUAACAUUGACCCUUCCUCUGGACUUUAAUACAUGCUAAUUGGCUAACCUGAAGCUAAUCGAUAAUGGGAUAACAUUGACCCUUCCUCUGGACUUUAAUACAUGCUAAUUGGCUAACCUGAAGCUGAUCGAUAGUGGGCCAGUGAUACGCCCACACUCUUGACCCCACCUAACGCUUCCCGCUACUGGGAUAACAUGUACCCUCCUCUGUACCCUGAUUGGUAGGUUUACUAACUGUGCUAGUGCCACAGUAUAUCCACUAACUUGACACUUGGCCCUGCUAAGCCGUCACUGCCCCAGGCUCCACGAUCUCUGUCCAUUGACUGAAGGCCACUAGCUUAUAACCCUGCUAUCCCAACUAGCCCAUCGACCUGGCCCACUCCCCUGCCAGACCCAGAAACUAUGACAAGGCCCCUGAAAGCUAGCUAAACUGAUGACCAGGCUUUCCAACUUGUCUAGGCCUCGUUUCCCUCCAACCUCCAAGCUUGAACAUAAUGGUGCUAUUGCACUGUCACUGGCCAGUUAAUCUCUAGUUUACAACGGACAAACAAAAACCUGUCACUUUGCUGGUUUAACAAGCAGCCAUGCUUUAAGGUAAACACUAGUGCUCUGCUAAACAAGAAUGAGUUCAGUGUGAUCUCGAAACUGCGGGUUUAAACUCCUUCCGAGGGCUAAAAUGUAGCUAAGCUAGCUACACUGUGAUAGCCCCAACCUUACUCACAGGCUUGGACCAGUACAGCUAUCUGACGCUGUCCAGGACUCACUGGAUGAUACCUACUAAUGGACCAAAAGACAGAGACAGGAGAGACAGACAGAUGGACAGACUGAAAGUCCAUGAGACAGUGGCGUCAUGAGAGAAACUGUGGAGCAACAGGUGGACAAACAGCACGAGGAACACAGGAAGUCAGUGGAGUGGGGAUCAAGCCACAGUACGGGACUAGACAGAAUGGCACUGUGGAAAAAUGGAUGGACUGCUUUGAGGCACUUCUCUCUGUCUCCCCCCCCUUGGUGAGAAGAAUCUGUGAGACUUGGGGUGAAUGAAUGUGAAUGUAUGUACAGUAUGUGAGUGUAAGGGCACCAAAGACCAUUUGGGGGGGAAUCUGGAAAGGGACUAGAGGUAACCUAGGUAACCUCCCCCAGCAACUCACUGAAGUGACGGAAGCUUUCUUAAAAACUGGAAUGUACAAACCAAGCUGAACCAAAAACAAACCAAAUCUAAUGACAACCAAAGACAACUGGAGACCAGCGACAUGACACCUCCCCAAUUCCCACUGCCAGGACAGAAUACCCUCUUCUUAUAGGAUCAGAGGGUGAUGACGGGCGCGUGGGGGAAGGGUGCCUUCUCUUCAUAUAUGCGUUGCUAUAGAAACGACCCAGGGGAUGACGCUCCUGUGCGAUACCAUGGAUACAGAAUGCUGCUACCAGGACAUUCAGUGGAACACCAAAGUCUUAUACACAAAAUAUAAAGGGAACAAUUUAUUAAAAGUUAUAUAAAGAUGACAAAAAAACCUAAAUAAGCGAUCUUUUUAUGAUUGUUACUAUAAUUGUUGAUAUUAUUAUUAUUAUAAAAUUAUUUCUUUUAUUUAUUUCA
Salmo salar (Atlantic salmon) is the source of this 3881-nucleotide messenger RNA. It is a transcript of the gene fgf18a, whose product is annotated as fibroblast growth factor 18a. The record is from RefSeq and is a predicted model, not a curated record. Gene Ontology annotation, molecular function: growth factor activity. Lineage: Eukaryota; Metazoa; Chordata; Actinopteri; Salmoniformes; Salmonidae.